AUGGACCCCGAUCACCGCGAGCGCCGUCGCCGCGAACGUCGAAACUCCUCCUCCCACGAGCACGAUGCCGAACGCCGGCGAAGAAGAGGCCACCGGGCCACUGAUUCCCAAGGGGACCUCCUCCCCAGAGCACACCGCUCAUCGCGACACCAGAGCGACUCGGAAUGGGACUCACCUUCUCCGCGCAAGCGGCGUGGCGACAGCACACCCAGCACGCAGCGCAGUCACCAGUCUGCACCGCUGAGUCUCGAUGCAAUUCAGAAGCUAGAUAAGGCGAAUGCGAAAAAAGCUGGGUGGAGAGGGUAUGAUUACGACGAACAGUAUUUGAAAGAGGUGCGCUCAAAGGAGAAGGCCCUUGAGAAGGAUCGAGUCAAGGAGCAGAGGGAGGAAAGGAGGAAGGAGAGGGCGAAUGAAAGUGAUGCUGCUAUUGAGGCGGCGGCGCGCAAACGCAGGGAAUCCAGACAGCGCUCACGGGCGGAGAGUAAGCGGCGAAGCGCUGCGUCUGAUAAUGAGGGGGCGCAGAGGACCGCUGCGCAAAGGAUGGGCGCGUAUGCCGGGACGGAGAGGAAGGAUAAGAGGAGGAGUCAUACGAGUGCGGAGAGAGAAGAGCGGAGAAGAGCUCACGAGGAGAAGUACACGACGUCCGAGAUUGCGGAGAAGAAGGAAAGGAGGCGGCAAGAGAAAGCACAGCGGAUGACCGAGAAGAAGAGAAGGGUUGUCAGUGGCCCAUUGGCAGAGGAAGGGGGUGUCGAAGAUGAGGAGUAUCAGUAUAUGAUGGAAAAGAGGGGUGGUGCCGGGGCGCCGUCAGAAUAUACGGAAGAAGAAAUGGCGCAGCGGAAAAAGAAGAAGAAGAGAAUACUAAUUGCUAUUGCGUCCGUAUUGCUUCUUCUUGCUAUCAUAAUUCCAGUAGCUGUCGUGGUUUCGAAGAAGAGCAGCAACAAAGAUGACGGUGGCUCGGCCGAUAGCGCAGCAUCAGGAGACUCGAAACCAUCCAAUAGCAAUCUCGACGGCAAAGACCCCGAUAGCGUACCAGACGCAGAUAAGGGUGGAUGGAUGGACCCGUGGUCAUGGUGGGACACGACCGAUUUUAAUGUCACAUAUACCAGCGCAAAAGUCGGUGGUCUUCCCAUGAUUGGUCUCAACUCCACUUGGGAUGACGACGUCCAAGCGAACGACAAAGUGUCCAACUUGAAAGAUGAUUUCGGUUAUGGAAAGAACCCCAUCAGAGGGAUAAAUGUAGGCGGCUGGCUCAACCUCGAACCCUUCAUCACACCCUCCUUUUUCGAAUCCUACUCUGCACGCGACAACAUCAUUGACGAAUGGACGUUCAUCCAGAAACUCGGCGGUCCUUCACAGGCUAAACAAACCCUCGAGAAACAUUACUCCUCCUUCAUCACUCGCCAGACUUUUGUGGACAUCCGCAACGCCGGCUUUGACCACGUCCGCAUACCUUUUGGCUACUGGAUGGUUGAAACGUACGACGGCGACCAAUACGUUGGGCAAGUUGCGUGGCGGUAUAUGCUUCGAGGCAUCGAGUAUGCACGCCAGCAAGGACUACGAAUCAAUCUAGACAUGCAUGGCGCGCCCGGCAGCCAAAACGGCUGGAACCACUCCGGAAGACAAGGCGUUAUCGGCUGGCUAAACGGCACAGACGGCGAGACAAAUGCAAACCGAUGGCUCGACAUCCACCACAAGCUCUCCGUCUUUUUCGCGCAAGACCGGUACAAAAAUAUAGUCACCAUGUACGGCCUCGUUAACGAACCUCGCAUGGUCGACCUUAAUACCGACGACGUGAUAACAUGGUCUCAAAAAGCCGUCACGCAGAUCCGCAAAGACGGCAUCAAAGCUAUCCUCGUCUUCGGUGACGGCUUCCGCGGCCUCGACAACUGGAAGGACUCCCCACUGCAGAAGAACGACGACAUGCUCCUCGACGUCCACCAGUACGUCAUUUUCAACCUCGACCAACUUCAGCUCAACCACACCGACAAACUCAAUUUCGCGUGCAAGGCGUGGACAAAACAGUCCCAGCGCAGUAUGGACACCGCGACCGGCUUCGGACCCACCAUGUGCGGCGAGUGGUCUCAGGCCGACACAGAUUGCACAAAGUAUAUCAACAACGUCAACAUCGGGACUCGUUGGGAGGGCACCCUGGACACGGGCAAUGCCUCCACCUCCGUCCUCGAUCCGUACUGCCCGCUCAAAUCCAGCGCGUGCAGCUGCGCCAGCGCAAACGCUGACCCAAGCAACUACUCUGACGCGUACAAGAAGUGGCUGUAUCAGUUCGCUGUUGCUCAAAUGAUUAGUUUCGAGGCGGGCUGGGGCUGGUUCUAUUGGACGUGGAAGACGGAGAAGGCGACGCAGUGGAGUUGGCAGGCGGGAAUGCAGGCAGGGAUCUUACCGAGUAAGACGUAUGAUAGGGAUUUCACUUGUCCGGACGACUCCGCCGAUUUAGUAGAUUACGGGAAGUUGGGGUUGGCGGAGACUUAUUAG
Molecule: messenger RNA, 2490 nt
Organism: Didymosphaeria variabile
Lineage: Eukaryota; Fungi; Ascomycota; Dothideomycetes; Pleosporales; Didymosphaeriaceae
Exons: 2
Coding region: 1-2490 (829 amino acids)
Biological process (GO): glucan catabolic process
Cellular component (GO): extracellular region; cell surface
Molecular function (GO): beta-glucosidase activity
Source: RefSeq, a predicted model, not a curated record